GAGGAGAAACCCCCAAGCCCCAGAUUAGGUCUCUUUUCUUUCUCUUAGCUUUUUACUCAGGGCAGAAAUAAUCUCCCUAGUAACAUUCUCUUUUCGGGGUAUCACUGGCACUUUACAGGGGUCAGUGGAACCGCAGGAGUCCGCUCUUUGAAAGAUGCUGAGGGAGGGAAUUCUGCCGCCAGCAGAUGGAGAAGAGACCCGGACCAGCGUGGUCCCUCCCAGCCACCCUCCCCUCGGGGUUAGCUGUCCCCAGCACUGCUCAGGCGUGCCCAGCCCGUGUGGUCCCCGUUUGCACAGCUUCCUCGCCUCUCCGGAGCGCGGACGCGACCCCGAGCCCGCCGCCAGCCGAGCCGCGCUGUCCCGGGCGUCCCCACGCCCCGCGCCCCUGGACCUGGGACCUCGAACCUGGGACGCGCGCGCACGACAGCCACGCGGAACACCCGCAUUUCCGGAGCGCGGUGACUGUCCUUGAGCGCGGAGGGGCGAGCUCGCCGCCGGAGCGCCAGAGCAAGAGGAGGCGCCGGAGCGGCGGCGGCGGCGGCGGCGCGCGAGCACCCGAGGGGGUCCGAGCCCCGGCAGCCGGUCAGCCCCGCGCCACAAAGGGAGCGCCCCCGCCGCCCGGCACGCCGCCUCCCUCCCCAAUGUCCUCGGCCAUCGAGAGGAAGAGCCUGGACCCGUCUGAGGAACCAGUGGAUGAGGUGCUACAGAUCCCUCCAUCCCUGCUGACAUGUGGUGGUUGCCAGCAGAACAUCGGGGACCGCUACUUCCUGAAGGCCAUCGAUCAGUACUGGCACGAGGACUGUCUCAGCUGCGACCUGUGUGGGUGCCGGCUGGGCGAGGUGGGCCGGCGCCUCUACUACAAGCUGGGCAGGAAGCUCUGCCGGAGGGACUACCUCAGGCUUUUUGGCCAGGAUGGUCUCUGUGCAUCCUGUGACAAGCGGAUCCGUGCCUACGAGAUGACCAUGCGGGUGAAAGACAAGGUGUACCACCUGGAGUGUUUCAAAUGUGCCGCCUGUCAGAAGCAUUUCUGCGUGGGUGACAGAUACCUCCUCAUCAACUCUGACAUAGUGUGUGAACAGGACAUCUACGAGUGGACUAAGAUCAACGGGAUGAUAUAGGCCGGAGUCCCCGCGACGGUGUUGGCGGAGGACACUGCCUGGGCGGCAUCUUCACUCUUAGGCACUCUGGGGAUUCGAGGGUGGGGUGAGGCAUUUCUUAGGCAAUGAUGGAAACGUACUGGGAACUAAGACAUAGUCUCCAAGGGAAGUAAUGCAAGGGCCACGACGUCAGUGUGACAGAAGGACCAGCCCUCUUAGAACUUAGGGUCACCUCCUAUCCAUAGCACCUGACAUGAUUAGUGGAAGGAAGGCAUGUGUGGGACAGGCAGGCACCAUGCCGUAGCGAUGGGACCUCCCGUCCACCAGGGGGAGCUGUCCUGCUCAGACCCCUUGUGGGAAUUUCGAUGCUUGUAAACUAGGGAUGUGCAGAUGAUUUCCUCCUGGCUUCUGUAGCAGCCCUCUUCCAGUCACUGUCCUUACAGAGGGCAAAGGACAGGCGGGAGAGUGGCCCACCUUUUUUUCUUGGCCACCUUCCCGAGGCCUUAAGCUUGAGGCCAAAAGGGAACCGCAUGGGGGCACAUUUCCAUGGGGGACGAAAACCUCCCCGCUUAACCAAACUGUUAUUUAAUGCCGUGCUGAGGAAUCAUUGUUUUUAGACAUGUUGGUUUUGAGGCAAGGAGUUCCAGAUCGUUUCUAUACAAAUGUAAAUCUAAGAAAUCAAAGUUGCUCAACUAUUUUAUUAUCUUAGAUUAUAUUGAAGUAUUUGUUGUGUGUAGUGAAAAAAAAGAAAAGAAAAACACCUCUGCAGACUUAAUAAAAAUAACUGACUAAAA
Cavia porcellus (domestic guinea pig) is the source of this 1891-nucleotide messenger RNA. RefSeq names its product LIM domain only 2 (gene Lmo2). The transcript has 4 exons. Gene Ontology annotation, cellular component: nucleus. Gene Ontology annotation, molecular function: transcription coactivator activity; DNA-binding transcription factor binding. The record is from RefSeq and is a predicted model, not a curated record. Gene Ontology annotation, biological process: positive regulation of transcription by RNA polymerase II. Lineage: Eukaryota; Metazoa; Chordata; Mammalia; Rodentia; Caviidae. Bases 186 to 1118 code for a protein of 310 amino acids.